Molecule: messenger RNA, 1441 nt
Organism: Lathyrus oleraceus (garden pea)
Lineage: Eukaryota; Viridiplantae; Streptophyta; Magnoliopsida; Fabales; Fabaceae
Product: tocopherol O-methyltransferase, chloroplastic
Exons: 6
Coding region: 77-1141 (354 amino acids)
Biological process (GO): methylation
Molecular function (GO): S-adenosylmethionine-dependent methyltransferase activity
Source: RefSeq, a predicted model, not a curated record
AAAAUAUCAUAAAUAAAUAUAUUGUUUUUAUUAUUUUAUUGCGUCGUGUUCUCUUGCAAGUGGUUAGAUACAAACCAUGUUGACGAUGAGAGUUUCUUCGUUAUUAAGCUGCACUCACACUUUCCAUGGUUCAUCGAUUCAACCUCAAAGCCUCUGCAACAGAAACGUUACUACUGUUACUACUACGGUAUUCAGUAGAAGAACUAGUUACAUUGGUGUAUCAAUGGCGGUGACAACUAGGGAGCAAGAGAUUGUGUUGGAAGAGGAGAAGAAGAAGCUUCAGUUAGGGAUUGCUGAGUUUUACGAUGAAUCUUCUGGAAUAUGGGAGGAUAUUUGGGGGGACCAUAUGCAUCAUGGAUUUUAUGAUCCUGAUUCUACUGUUUCGGUUGCGGAUCAUCGUGAGGCUCAGAUCCGAAUGAUUGAACAGUCUUUGAGUUUUGCUUCUCUUUCUGAAGACUCAACAAAAUGGCCAAAGAGUGUAGUUGAUGUUGGGUGUGGCAUAGGGGGCAGUUCAAGGUACCUGGCCAAGAAAUUUGGAGCAAGUUGUGUAGGCAUCACUCUCAGUCCCGUUCAAGCUGAAAGAGCAAAUGCUCUAGCUGCUGCUCAAGGAUUAGCUGACAAGGUUUCCUUUCGAGUUGCUGAUGCUCUAGAGCAACCAUUCCCUGACGGCCAGUUUGAUCUGGUGUGGUCGAUGGAGAGUGGAGAGCAUAUGCCUAACAAACCAAAGUUUGUUGGAGAGUUAGUUCGGGUAGCAGCACCAGGUGGCACCAUAAUUAUAGUAACAUGGUGCCAUAGGGAUCUUCGUCCCGACGAAAAAUCCCUACAACCAUGGGAGGAGAAUCUCUUGAAGAAGAUAUGUGACUCAUUUUAUCUUCCAGCAUGGUGCUCAACUGCUGAAUAUGUCAAAUUGCUUGAGACCAUGUCCCUUCAGGACAUCAAAUCAGCAGAUUGGUCUCCCUUUGUUGCUCCAUUUUGGCCAGCAGUUAUACGUUCAGCGUUAACAUGGAAGGGUUUCACUUCAAUCUUAAGGAGUGGGCUAAAAACUAUAAAAGGAGCUUUGGCUAUGCCAUUGAUGAUAGAAGGAUUCAGGAAGGGUGUAAUUAAGUUUGCCAUUAUCACAUGUCGAAAGCCUGAAAACUAGGAGGGUCGAUGAUUUUAUAUUUUAGUAUACUGAAACAGAUUCUUACAUGUCAUUUUUCUUUUGGCAGUUCACAAAUAGAAGAAAUAAAGAUAAGUGUUCUGCCACAUCAAAUCUUAUUAGGAUUGAAUAACUGAUAUUGAAGGAAAAAUGUAGCUUGCAAUCGAAAUGGUUGCUCAAUAUUGCUUUACAAACAAACAAAAAUGUUUGUUUAUUACAUCAUUUAUUGUUCUUGUACUGUAUAAUCAUUGUUUACCGAAGUUCCUUUUGAAUCUGUGUUUCUUUCAGUGAAUUUUCUUGAUA